This is a messenger RNA of Scheffersomyces stipitis CBS 6054, 945 nucleotides long. RefSeq names its product methyltransferase family protein (gene SKB1). The transcript has a single exon. Gene Ontology annotation, biological process: regulation of DNA-templated transcription. The record is from RefSeq and is a predicted model, not a curated record. Gene Ontology annotation, cellular component: cytosol; nucleus. The annotation marks the transcript as partial. Lineage: Eukaryota; Fungi; Ascomycota; Pichiomycetes; Serinales; Debaryomycetaceae.
UUGAAGCCCAAUCCAACGUAUAAUCUCAUGAUUGAGCCUAUACAGCCUCUACGUGACAAUCUAGAUAGCAUUGUAUACUCACAAUUCCACAAGGAUUUCGUCAAAUAUGAGCAAUACAAACGGGCUAUCGAGUUGGCACUUACAGAUCUAGACGGGACUGCUGAUAUCUUGAAUAUUCUUAUAGUGGGUCCUGGAGAAGGCGGAAUCGUAGAUAAACUCAUAGAUAUCUUGAAAAUAAUGUCAUUGAAGGUAAAGAUCACAGCAUACGAAAAGAAUCCCAAAUGCACUCAAAUAUUGAAGGACAAGAAUAGAAGCUUGUGGGAUAACCUUGUAGAUAUCAAAAUAGAAGAUAUCAGAACGUCUAACCUCGAAAGGCAAGAUCUAGUGAUAUCUGAACUAUUGGGCUCCUUUGGUGAUAACGAAGCUUGCCCGGAAAUAUUGUCAUUUUUUAAUAUUCCAGAAAACCGUCCAAAAAUAAUGAUUCCGGAAAGUUAUACUAGCUAUUUACAACCUGUUUUUACUUCUUUGGAUCCUCCUAGUUUACAGCGUCCUUAUUUGGUUCAUUUAACCAAGUUCUACCCAAUUGAUGAACCACAAGAGGUCUGGACUUUUGAACAUCCGUCUGACUCAUCAUCAGCACAAAGGUCGACUAAUCUAAAAUUCCGAAAUACCAAUAUUGCCAAAUGUAUUUCCGGUUUUUAUGGCCAUUUUUCAGCCACUUUGUACGGACAUAUCCAGAUUCAAAUAGAGAGCAAGAGCAGAUACAAUUUUUGCAAUAGCUGGUACCCUAUCUUCUUUCCAGUCAGCAAGACAGACUUGGCUAGAGAUGAAGUGUUCAACUUUGAAAUAGCUAGAUAUUCAAACUCUGACCAACUCUGGUACGAAUGGAAUUUCAAGGAUAAAACAUACAACAAGAACGGAAAUACCUACGUCAUUGAUUUGUGA